Messenger RNA from Epinephelus moara (kelp grouper), 1469 nucleotides. RefSeq names its product guanine nucleotide-binding protein G(I)/G(S)/G(O) subunit gamma-2. Lineage: Eukaryota; Metazoa; Chordata; Actinopteri; Perciformes; Serranidae. The transcript is spliced from 5 exons. Bases 478 to 693 code for a protein of 71 amino acids. Gene Ontology annotation, molecular function: G-protein beta-subunit binding. Gene Ontology annotation, biological process: G protein-coupled receptor signaling pathway. Gene Ontology annotation, cellular component: heterotrimeric G-protein complex. The record is from RefSeq and is a predicted model, not a curated record.
UGGAGACUCGGAGCAGCAGUGAGGAGGGAGGCAGGGAGGAUCUCAGCUGGAGCAGGGAGAGAGAGAGAAGCAUACAGAGAGAGGAGUGUGUGUGGAUGUACUCGCCUGCCUCGCUGACUGACUGACUGUGUGUGUGUGUGUUUGUGUGUGACAGAACGAGGGGAGGACGCGUGGAUACUACUCCACAGGACUGGAUGUGUUUAGCGUCACGGAACGAGACCACACGUACAACAAAAACAGAAAUCCAUCCUAGCCUGGGCUGAGUGUCCUGAGAGCAUCAUUCUUGCUGAAGUCAUCUCUAUGUGAACCAGCCUUCUCAUACUUGUUUCUCAGAGAUGUACAUGACUGCAGAGGGAAGGUAACACGAGAGAGUUGGGCAGGCACAAAGUGCUGACUGAAGUGCAGGCAGACACCAGUGCAGAGUGCGGAGGAGUUAGCAGACAAGGCAGAGCACACGAGACCUGACUGACAGCGCCCAUGGCGAGCAAUAACACGGCCAGCAUCGCACAAGCCAGGAAGCUGGUGGAGCAGCUGAAGAUGGAGGCGAACAUCGACAGGAUAAAGGUGUCAAAAGCAGCAGCGGACCUGAUGUCAUACUGUGAAGCUCAUGCCAAAGAGGACCCUCUGUUAUCGCCCGUGCCAGCGUCAGAGAACCCGUUCAGGGAGAAGAAGUUCUUCUGUGCCAUCCUGUAAACUCGGUAUGGCCCUUCAGCAGUCUGCUCCGUGUGGGACUUUGAACGUGGACGUUCAAAAUACGUAGAAAUCUUCUAGUAGGAGGGCACGGCGAUUAUUGCCCCCCCUUUGUCGAAUGGCACGUAACGAGUGCGAAAAUUAAAACCCACAGAGUUUACAUGUAACCAUUAAAGGGGUUGUGAUUGUGAUUUGUUGAGGGGUGUUGCAGCAUGUUGAAGGGGUCUGUGCUUUUAGAUGACACUAAAGGGGUGAUGAUGAUGAUGAUGUGUGAUGAUAACCUAGAGACGUGACGGACAACCAGUCAACCUACCAAGUCUUCAGGUUGUGAUGUGUACAAAACAAAAAAAAUAGAUAAAGUGAGAAUAAAAAUAUUUUGUGGUUCUUUUUGGGACUUCCUCUGUUAAAUGGUUUGUGGGUGGGCGGAGCAACGUAGGACAGCAAACUAAAAUACGCCUACCACUAGACGCCACCUGAUUAUUGGAAUGUUUUUUAAGUUUAUGUUUAUUUCAACUUUACCUAUCACCUAGAUAUCUUUCUAUAACUGUACGUGCAACAGCUCUCUUUUGUUUUUACACCAACAGGUUAGUGAAAGCUUUUUUAAAUGGGAUGUUUGAAACAUUCGAUUCUGUGAUUCUUCUUUACCUGUCUGAAAAAUCUGAUCUCUAUGUAUCAACAUCUAUCCGGCAAAUGUGAUGCAGUUUGUCUCCUUCAGAUACAGAACCCUCUUUCUACUGUUUGUAUAAAAUAACUAGCAAGUAAACUGUGCUGUGCUGUGA